CUCACACGGGUCGGCCUGUCGAAUCGAUAUGCCGAAUUCGACCGAGUCGUAUCGUCUGAGUGAUUAAUCGAAUUUGACAAAAAGGACAAAUCGGCCGCUCGAACCCGCAUCGAUUGUGUCGCGAGUGCGUACAGUCUGUUCUAGCUAAUCGGCAAGUUGGAUGUGGCGCGGCCAAUCAAAUUGCGUUUUGAUGUCACGUGAUAUUUGUUUACACACAAGCGGGAAACAUGGCUUCGUCGGCUGCGAAGAAACCACGCCUCGACUUUUCAAGAGAGGAAACCGAACGUUUUGUGGCUCACUAUCUGAGUCACGAAAGCCUGUGGAAUGUCUCAAGCAGUGAUUAUUCCAAAAGAGAUAAGAGGAACGCUGCAUUAACGGCGAUCUGCUUGGCAUUCCCGGAAAAGACACUGACGAAUGAUCAAGUGACAUCAAAGAUUGCGAAUAUUCGCACAUCCUACUCAAGGGAACUCAAGAAGCAUCUGGCAAGCAAAACAAGUGGCUCUGCAACAGAUGCUGUGUACAUUCCUGUAUGGGAUCACUUUGAGACCUUGGAUCCUUUCUUACGUCCUCAUAUGAGGCAGCGUGCAUCUGUCAGCAACUUCACAACACAGGAAUCCUCAAAUAGGCUGGUUGAAGAAAGCCAGGAUGAAGUUCAACUGGCCAUAGAAGACAACAAUACACCAUCUGAAAAUGAAAUAACUGCUGCCCUUGCUCCGUCUAAAUCACCCUUGCGAAAGACAACAUCAAAACUGAACCCCCAAGAUAGAUUCAGAGAGGCUGUUGUGUCUUCUCUGAGUGCUCUUGUCAAUAAGCCCACAGCGGACAAUCCUGGAAGAAACAAACAAUUUCUCUUACACUUAGGAGAAGAAAUGGAUGAAAUUACUGACAAGAGGCUACUAAGACAGCUCAAAUUGGAAAUGCAGCAACUUGUGUUUAAUUUUCAGCGUCAACAGGAAGAACUUAAUGAACCAUAAAUUCUAAUUCUAAAAUCAUGAGAGAUAUGCUAGAAAACUGAAUAAUUGUAUUCAUAUUUUCAUUUAUACUAUUUCAUAGUUGUUUUAUUGAAAAUAUCUGAUCACAAACAUUUGAUGUACCUAGAAUUUUAGACUCUUGUAAACAUGAUUGUGAGACAAUCUUUUAACUGGUUCAAAUAAUGCUAUAUUGUUGCCUGUUGAUAUGAAAUUGGGAUGAAUGGGAAAGAGGUGUAUAGGUAUAUUUCUAUAUUUAAUCACGUCUGACACCUGUGUUUUGCAAAAAAAACACUUCUGAAGCAUAUAGCAUUGACAAAGCUGUCAAAGUACUUACUGUCAUUGAUUUGCCAGGCUAGGUCAAUGCUAUGUUAUAUUUGUCACAAUCUUUACUUAUAGACUCUGCAUAUUAAAAGAAGUGGAAAAUUCAGUUUCCUUACGUUCCCCACAGCAGCUCAGUAAGUCUCUGAUCCUUUGGACCUGGAUAAUAGUGCCUGUAGCACUAUGAGCAGUCUAAUGCUUUUAAUGUGCAUGUCUGAUAGUAAUACGUUCUUUAUCGAUUGUAUGGUAAGUAUAAAGUUUUGUGUUAUAUGAAACAAAUUGCCUUGAUCGCUCCUCUAAAUAGACGUAAAUCUAUGUAUUUAUUAAUUGAAUAAUUAGAUUAGUUGACACCUAACUACUGAUAAUUACUAUCUAAGUACAUCAAUGUUUAUAACCAUUGAUUUAUUCACAAUGAUUUGGUAUUAUUCACUCGAGCUGUCCUCGAGGCAGGGGACAUCGAUGACUUUGUAUUAAUAAUAUAACUAUUAGUUUUUCGCUGACAUGUGUCCAGUAAUGUCAUGCAGACCAGCAAGUAUUUAACAAUUUUGUGGUUUGUUUUUCAAAUUUGGGCAAAAGUGAAAAUAUCAGACAGUUUACAAUUGUAUGG
This is a messenger RNA of Haliotis rufescens (red abalone), 1896 nucleotides long. RefSeq lists its product as uncharacterized. The transcript has 3 exons. NCBI's taxonomy places the organism in Eukaryota, Metazoa, Mollusca, Gastropoda, Lepetellida, Haliotidae. Bases 228 to 974 code for a protein of 248 amino acids. The record is from RefSeq and is a predicted model, not a curated record.